This is a messenger RNA of Rotaria sp. Silwood2, 666 nucleotides long. Lineage: Eukaryota; Metazoa; Rotifera; Eurotatoria; Philodinida; Philodinidae. The record is from the annotation of a GenBank genome assembly.
AUGAUAUUGGUACAAAGAUUUUGCACCGUUUUACUUACUAUUUUCGGUAAAAAUCAACGAAUAAAACCAGUGGUACUUUUUAAAGGUAAAGGUAAUAUUGGUGUUAAUGAACGUGAACAGUAUUCAAAAGAUGUACAUGUUAUUUUUACACCAAAAGCUGUGCAUGAUGGUCAUCCUAAAUCCUUUAUUGCCGAUUCAGCGAAUUCUCAUUUAAAACCCGAAAUAAUUCAAAAGUUACGAAAGAAGAAUGUUGUGGUAUCUAUUAUUCCAAAAGGGUGCACACAAUAUCUACAACUUCUUGAUACAGCAGUUUUUUCGGUAUUCAAGAAUCGCUAUCAAGCUGCUGAUGAUGAAUACAUUGAUUGUUAUAGUUCACGUAGCAAAAUUAAAUUAACAGCUAAACAACAAAGAAUUCUAUGUACUCGUUUAAUUUCAACAGCGUGGAUUCGUACUCAGAAAAGAAUCGAUUUUGAACGUGCGUUUCUUGAUAUUGGUUAUACAUGGGUGGAUGAAUCUCCUGUUUCUAUUCGAACUUUAAAAGGAUUUAUUUUUGAUCCAUCAACAGUAACUUCUUCGACAUUCAAUGAUGAUGAAAAUGAAGAAAACGAAGAAUAUAAUGCAAAGAAAACAACGGUCGAAGAAAAAAAAAGAGCUCACAUUUGUUAA